GGGGGAGGGGCAGAGAUAGAUCGGAGGAGCUGAAUACCGGGUUAGGCACAUGCGCCACAGAAAUCAGAGCUUCUUGGUGUCGUAUGGUCUUGGGGUGGCCAGAACUCCUGGGGCCGGUCGGCCAAGUGGUGCACUCGCCUUUCUGGGCUUAGACCUAUGCAAGAGAAAGACUUGGGUCCUGAGCUCAAAAUCUGGGAGCACGGGGCUAUAGGUGGGCUUGGUUCCCAACAUCCGAUCUGCAGACGCCUGACCUAGAGGCCCCCGGGUGACAUGGCAGAAGCGUGCCAGGCCGUGGGCUUCGUGCCCUCGCUGACCUCCAGCGGGCCCGACGUGGAGCUCAAGGGCCCGGUGCUGCAGGACAUCUACCUCUCGGGGCUGCGGUCCUGGAAAAGGCAUCUCUCGCGUUUCUGGAAUGACCUCCUCAGCGGUGUGCUCCCUGCCAGCCCCCUCAGCUGGCUCUUCCUCUUCAGUGCCAUCCAGCUUGCCUGCUUCCUCCAGCUGGACCCUUCCCUGGGACUGAUGGAGAAGAUUAAAGAGCUACUGCCGGCCUGUUGGGGACAGUACCACAGGCUCCGGGGCCUUCUGGCGGCUGCGCUGUUUGCCCUGUGUUUGUGGGGUGCCCUGAUCUUCACGCUUCACGUGGCCCUGAGGCUACUUCUGACCUACCACGGCUGGCUGCUCGAGCCCCACGGAGCCAUGUCCUCGGCCACCAAGACCUGGCUGGCCCUGGUCCGCAUCUUCUCCGGCCGCCAUCCCAUGCUCUUCAGCUACCAGCGUGCCCUGCCACGCCAACCCGUGCCCUCGGUGCAGGACACCGUGUGCAAGUACCUGGAGUCCGUCAGGCCUGUCCUCCUGGACGAGGACUUCGACUGGACCGCGCGGCUGGCGCAGGAAUUCCUGAAGCUGGAGGCUUCGCUGCUGCAGUGGUACCUGCGGCUCAAGUCCUGGUGGGCUGCCAACUACGUCAGCGACUGGUGGGAAGAAUUUGUGUACCUGCGAUCACGAAGCCCGCUGAUAGUGAACAGCAACUAUUACCUGAUGGACUUCCUGUAUGUCACACCCACGCCGCUGCAGGCAGCCCGUGCGGGAAACGCCGUUCAUGCACUGCUCCUGUACCGCCGCCGGCUGAAGCGCCAGCAGAUCUCCCCGACUCUGCUGAUGGGAAUGCGCCCCUUGUGCUCUGCCCAGUACGAGAGAAUAUUCAACACCACGCGGGUCCCGGGGGUGCACAAAGACCACCUCCGCCACCUCCAUGACAGUCGGCAUGUGGCCGUGCUCCACCGGGGCCGGUUCUUCCGCGUGGGGACCCACUCCCCAGAUGGCUUGCUUUCUCCGAGAGCCCUGGAGCAGCAGUUCCAGCGCAUCCUGGACGACCCCUCGCCCGCCUGUCCCCAUGAGGAGCACCUGGCGGCCCUGACAGCCGCCCCCAGGGGCUCCUGGGCCCAGGUGCGCCAGACCCUCAAGACCUGUGCCACCCACGCCUUGGAGGCCGUGGAGAGCGCCGCAUUCUUCGUGUCGUUGGACCCCGAGCCUGCGGGGCUCACCCAGGAGGACCCCGCAGCCUCGCUGGACGCCUAUGCCCACUCCCUGCUGGCAGGCUGCGGCUACGACCGCUGGUUUGACAAAUCCUUCACCCUGAUCGUCUUCUCUAAUGGGAAGCUGGGCCUCAGCGUGGAGCACUCGUGGGCUGACUGCCCCAUCUCAGGACACAUGUGGGAGUUCACCCUGGCCACAGAAUGCUUCCAGCUGGGCUACUCAUCAGACGGCCACUGUAAGGGGCACCCUGACCCGGCGCUGCCCCAGCCCCAGCGGCUGCAGUGGAACCUCCCAGACCAGGUCCAUCAGUCUGUCUCUCUCGCCCUACUGGGAGCCAAGACCUUAUCUGGCAACAUCGACUGCCACGUCUUUCCCUUCUGCCACUUCGGCAAGAGCUUCAUCAAACGCUGCCAUCUCUCUUCGGACAGCUUCAUCCAGACAGCCCUGCAGCUGGCCCAUUUCCGGGACAGGGGUCAAUUCUGCCUGACUUACGAGUCGGCCAUGACUCGCUUAUUCCUGGAGGGCCGGACGGAGACAGUGCGCUCUUGCACCAGGGAGGCCUGCGACUUUGUGAGCGCCAUGGAGGACCCGGAGAAGACAGACACACAGUGCCUCGCCCUGUUCCGCGCGGCGGUGGACAAGCACCAGGCUCUGCUCAAGGCGGCCCUGAGCGGCCAGGGCGUCGACCGCCACCUCUUCGCGCUCUACAUCGUGUCGCGACUCCUCCGCAUGCAGUCGCCCUUCCUGGACCAGGUUUACUCCGAGCAGUGGCAACUGUCCACUAGCCAGAUCCCUGUUCAGCAGAUGCACUUGUUUGAUGUCCACAAUUACCCGGAUUAUGUUUCCUCGGGUGGCGGAUUUGGGCCUGCGGAUGACCAUGGUUACGGCGUGUCUUAUGUCUUCAUGGGGGACGACGCCAUCACUUUCCACAUCUCCAGCAAAAAAUCAAGCACAAAAACGGACUCCCACCGCCUGGGGCAGCACAUCAAGGAUGCACUGUUGGACGUGGCCUCCCUGUUUCGAGCCGGACAGCAUCUUCAGCGCCGGUUCAGGGGUUCCAAGGGAGAAGACUCGGGGCGCAGGUGUGAAUUUCUUUCCAGUAAGACUGUGGAUUCCAAGACACCCAAGACACCCACCGACUCUGAGCCCAUCCAGUAGGGAGCUGGUCUCCCUUAAGGCAGGGGGCAAAGAGUCCCAGCUGGGCUGGUGCAGGGUGGAGGAGCCUUCUCGAAGCUCCACAUCCGGGCCAAUAAAGAUGUUCUAGCUGGG
Cavia porcellus (domestic guinea pig) is the source of this 2805-nucleotide messenger RNA. It is a transcript of the gene Cpt1c, whose product is annotated as carnitine palmitoyltransferase 1C. The coding region runs from base 271 to 2694 and encodes 807 amino acids. NCBI's taxonomy places the organism in Eukaryota, Metazoa, Chordata, Mammalia, Rodentia, Caviidae. The record is from RefSeq and is a predicted model, not a curated record. Gene Ontology annotation, molecular function: carnitine O-palmitoyltransferase activity. Gene Ontology annotation, biological process: carnitine metabolic process; fatty acid metabolic process. Gene Ontology annotation, cellular component: mitochondrion. The transcript has 19 exons.